Anopheles marshallii is the source of this 2349-nucleotide messenger RNA. RefSeq names its product nose resistant to fluoxetine protein 6. Lineage: Eukaryota; Metazoa; Arthropoda; Insecta; Diptera; Culicidae. The transcript has 10 exons. The coding region runs from base 1 to 2349 and encodes 782 amino acids. Gene Ontology annotation, molecular function: acyltransferase activity, transferring groups other than amino-acyl groups. The record is from RefSeq and is a predicted model, not a curated record.
AUGAAACGUGACAGGAUUUGGUGGGGAUGGAAAACUCCACUGCUGCUGUUGACCCUUUUCGGCGCUCAGCUGCCACAACCGGUAUUCGGCCAGGACGGGAACGUGUCUGCAGUCGCCACGGAAGAAACGGAUCAGACUGUCAACUUCUCGUUCGAUCGGUUGAUACUGCUCGAGGAAAAGCUGACCGUGUUCGACAUCAAACGCAUCGCCAAUGGAUGGAGUACGCUACGGCCUCGUCUUAGCGGACAGUGCGGCGACCAGAUGACGCAGUAUCUGCAGGGUCUGCAGACGGAGAAGCUGUGGGCGUUAAAGAUGGAUGACUCGUCGGGCAAAUAUACGAAAGGAUUCUUCUGGGGCAACAACUACUGGACGGGCUCGAUGGAUCAGUGCACGUACAUCUAUCAGAACGACAGUGGGUCCGAUCCAGCUCCGAAAAAGAAGGGUCGUAACACGGACAUCACCUACAUCAACGGGAACUUCCUUGGAUCGUCCGAAUUGGAGCAUCAAAAUCCUCCCUUCGUGCCUGGGUUCUACAUGGCCAAAAUCCUAAUCAACGGUACCGAAUCAUUCAAUGCGAUUCGAACGGUCGUUGUGGGACUUUGUCUACCGAGUGCUUGCAGCAUUGCCGAUGUUGAAACACUGCUGAAGCUGGACAUCAGUCGGCGACAUGUUGAACAGGAGCUGGUUGGCGUGCGAUCGCCCACAUUGAACAACUUCUCACUCUGGGAUGACUUCACCUUCCGGAUCUUAUUCAUCUUCUCGGUGAUCGUCGUUAUCCUGCUGAUCAGCGGUACCGGCUACGAUCUGGUGCUACGGCGUCGCUACAAAGCCAAGAUGCGCAUCAAGAGCUACUGCAAGGAGCUGACCGGGGACAUGACGAACGGGUUGGGCUGCACCACGUACGAUUUGACGCGCCGCGAGCCGGAAGAGAACGGCAAAGGUAACUGCACCGUAAUCCGGGUACCGACGAGCGUUAACAAUAACAACUCCGAUGAGAACCUUGCCGUGGAGUUGACCGCAACGGAGGAAACCAAGUUGAGUUUGUGGGCCGAGUUGCUGCUGUCCUUCUCGGUGGUGACCAACUUCAAAGCGAUCUGCGACAAGAAUGUCGGUAACGAUACCAUCCCUUCGAUCCAUGGACUUCGUGCCAUUUCUAUGGCGUGGGUCAUUCUGGGCCACACAAUGAUCGUCGUGUUCAAAUACUCCGACAACAUGGAACUGCGGAAGGUGGUGGAGAAGGAGUUCCUGUUCCAAAUCGUCCUGAACGGCGCUUACAGUGUAGACACGUUCUUCUUCAUCAGUGGAUUCCUGGUAUCAUUCAUCUAUUUCCGCACCAAUGCCAAGGGCAAGCUGGAGAAGUUGACCAAGGGUGUGAACGAGUUUACGGCCGGUACAUUCCACUUCUUCGGUCUCGUUGGCUAUCGAUUUGUGAGAUUGACUGCCCCCUACCUGUACGUACUCGGAGUAGUGGAAGUGGUGAUGCGUUAUCUGGAACAAAACUCGGUGUUUGAGCCACCGACCCAGGAUCACGUCAACUGUCCCAAGUACUGGUGGCGUAACAUACUCUACAUCAACACACUGUUCCCAGUGGAGCAGAUGUGCAUGCUUUGGAGUUGGUACUUGGCAGAUGACACACAGUUCUACAUCAUCGGUGCGCUGAUACUGAUUAUUGCCGUACGGCACUUCAAGUUUGCCGCAACCAUGAUGUCCGUGUUUAUGGUAUCGGCUUGGGCAACUACGGCCUAUAUUGCCUUCUCCAACAAUCACAUGCCCGAUGCGGACGAUCCAUUCGCGCUGUUUGAUAAGAUCUACGACAAACCCUGGACGCGCCUGGGACCGUAUCUGGUGGGCAUGAGUGUGGGGUGGAUUCUGUUUAAGACGAACUGCAAAAUCAAGAUGUCCUUGCUGACAGUAAUCUCGGGAUGGGUGACCUCCACCAUGAUGAUGUUGUAUCUUCUGUUCGGUCUGUACAAUACGACGCUCACACAAACGGCUGCGGCAGCGUACAGUUCGCUGAGCCACACCGGCUGGGCCAUUGGAUGUGGAUGGGUUAUCGUAGCGUGUUCGUCUGGGUAUGGAGGAUGGGUUAACAAGCUGUUGUCCACCCCGAUUCUGUAUCCGUUCUCGCGUGUGACGUACUGUGCCUAUCUGGUACAUCCCAUCAUCAACCGAAUAUACGCCCUGGAGUCAGACUCUCCGAUCCACAUGACUCCCAAUGCGCUGACCACCGUCUACCUGGGCCAAGUGGUGUCAUCCUACGUGCUUGCAUUUAUCAUCUCGCUUUCAUUCGAAGCGCCCGUCGUAACGAUGCUUAAAAUACUCUCGCCGAACCGAAAGAAACGUAUCUAA